Molecule: messenger RNA, 441 nt
Organism: Dimorphilus gyrociliatus
Lineage: Eukaryota; Metazoa; Annelida; Polychaeta; Dinophilidae
Source: the annotation of a GenBank genome assembly
AGUUUUUGUAACUAUGCAAGAGCUGCGACUGAAUCAUUAGACAAUCCUGUAUAAUUUCAUAGAAAACUUUAAAAGCAAAUAGCAAUCAUGUCCAACGAAAGAGCAUACGCACAUCCCGCAUUCCAUGGCGGAAAGAAUAAUUCGGAACAAGUUACGGAUGAAUACUUAACAUGUCCAAUAAGUGGACGACCUGGAUUUAUACAUCCAAAAAUUUUGCUAUGCGGCCAUACAUUUAGCAAAGCAAGCUUGGAAAGUUAUGCUGGUGGAGCUAGAUGCUUUUGCUGUCCAAUGUGUGGAAAGGUGACAGAAUUACCAUCUAACGGGGUUUCUGGCCUUAGAGACAACAUCUUUAUUGAUACACAAGUUGAAAUGCUACUCUCAAGACAUAAUAAGGCUAGAGGCCGCGAUGACUCUUUUUACAACAUAACAAAAUACGAAUGA